Molecule: messenger RNA, 567 nt
Organism: Lactuca sativa (garden lettuce)
Lineage: Eukaryota; Viridiplantae; Streptophyta; Magnoliopsida; Asterales; Asteraceae
Biological process (GO): proteolysis
Molecular function (GO): cysteine-type peptidase activity
Source: RefSeq, a predicted model, not a curated record
AUGGAGAGACGGUUUGAGAGCGACCGACAUACAAUAAUGCCUCCAAAUUUUUUUGUUUCUCAUGCUUUGGAAGAAGGACAGGACUGGAGGGCGUUUAUGGCUGGUAUUGCUACAUACCCCAACUUCAUGGUUGCUUGGUGGGAUGUUGAUACGGUCUUAUUGCCGAUUCAUUCAUCCCCUAAUCAUUGGCUAUUUGGGGAACUACGAUUAGCGUCAAUGGAAGUGCAUAUUUAUGACAGUCUUGGUAGAGGUGCUUAUGAAAAAUUCCAAUCCGAAGGAAUCUUUUCCAAAUUUGAACGUCGGGUGGCAAAUUAUUUGGACAAGAUUAAGUAUUGGGCGCGGAGGAACAUCCCAAGGAUUCCAUUGAAUAUGCAAUUCAUUUAUGAAGAAAACGUUCCCCAACAAAGUAGUCAUUUGGGAGAUUGCAGUGUUUUUCUUUGUAUGUUUAUGGAGCAAUUGGUUUCAGGUCAACCAAUACGUGUUCUUAUUGACCCAAAGAACGCAGCUUUAGAGUUCCGUCUCCGGAUGACAAAAAUUAUUUGGGGGUCUAGUCUUGCUCCUCUGUAG